AAUCCCACUAAAAACGGUUCUAUGUCAUGUUUUAGUUGACAGGUGGAGCGAAAUAUCCUUACAGUUUACAUCAGGUGGAUAAAACAGCUGUCCUUUGACGUGGGUAGGUGCUAAGUUAGCAACCGAGAGGCUAACGAAACGUCAGGAGGAGAGCGUUGUGACUUGGAGGAAGGAAACUUGAUCAGUGGGAUCACUGCGUCCCGGUGCUUAUGCAAAGCCAGCAAACGUGUGGAUUCCUUACCUCGUUUAGAAAUGGCGACUAAAUCUGACUAUCCUGUUUGACGUGUUUGCUUCAAUCGGUUUAUCAGAAAUGUUAGUGAGCUAGGUUUUAGCAGCACGUCCUGCGGCUAGUUGUGGUUGGGAGCUAGCCCAUUAGCAACAAACUUCUGAAGUUGUGUUCCUAUUUAUCUGUUUGCCAGACCAGAUUGAUUUUCUUUCCGAACGAACCCACUCUGACCCGUUUUAGCACCGGGGUGACUGCUGAAUGAGCUCAUGGCAUCGGAUGUAAUCGAGAAUGAAGCGAACUUUAAGGGUGUAAGUGAUACAAGUUUGAACAAUAGGAGCAUAGACACUGUCACACCCAGCAGGACUCAUGGGGAGUCUGGAAUCAGAUCCAGUCCCUCAUCUUCCGGAGUGCCGGGGGAAGGUGAUGAAGAGGAUUUAAACGCAUUUCAGAUUAGCGCAGCUUCUGCUGUUGAAAAUGGCGAAGAGGCAUUUCAGGGAAGUCUGACUAAAACAAGAGGCUCGCCCCGGGGACAGACGACUCCAGACAAAGUCCCGAAGCCGCCAGGAGGAAAAGACUCUACCCCUGUUGGCCUUUCUCCGCCUGGACUCACUGGAAGCCUGGAGCGCCAGGAGUUGGUCAGGACCACGGAAGCUCGUUUACGAAUGGAAGGAGUCGAGCUGAAGGAAGAGUGGCAGGACGAAGAUUUUCCACGGCCCCUCCCAGAGGAGGAAGAGCUUGAAGAGGAGCUGUUUGGAACUUCUGAGGAAGUCGACCCUGGCUUUGCAACAAACCACAGCAAGAAGGCAAAGAAAAAACUCAGUGCUCCAGACAUCAGCCUGACUCUUGACCGCAGCGAUGGCUCCAUCCUCUCUGAUGAGCUGGAGGAAAGCACAGAGUUGGAUCUGGAUGCCAUCGACACGCCGUCAGACAACAGCAAUGAGUUUGAAUGGGAAGAUGAUCUUCCCAAGCCCAAAAGCACAGAAGUGCUACAGAAAGGUGUGGAGACGGUCCAGGAGUUAUCCGCAUCAGAGGAGCGGGAAGAAGGUCGACGGUGGAGGAUUUUCCAUUUUGGAGAUCAGGACCACAGAGUGGAUAUGAAGGCUAUUGAGCCCUACAAGAGAGUAAUCAGUCACGGGGGUUACUAUGGCGAUGGUUUGAAUGCUAUAAUUGUGUUUGCCGUGUGCUUCAUGCCUGAGAGCAACCAACCUAAUUACAGAUACAUCAUGGACAAUUUAUUCAAAUACGUCAUUGGCACUCUGGAGCUGCUGGUGGCUGAGAAUUAUAUGAUUGUUUAUUUAAACGGGGCGACUUCUCGUAAGAAGAUGCCGACGGUCGGCUGGCUCCGAAAGUGUUAUCAGCAGAUCGAUAGGAGGUUACGGAAGAACUUGAAGUCGUUGAUAAUCGUGCACCCUUCUUGGUUUAUUCGGACCCUGCUGGCUCUCACAAAACCUUUCAUAAGCUCCAAGUUUAGCCAGAAAAUCCAGUUUGUGUUUAGCCUGACGGACCUCGCUGAGCUCGUUCCAAUGGAGUAUGUGUCCAUACCAGAUUGUAUCAAACAGUUUGAUGCUGAAAAACAUAGGAAAAGCCAUGAAAGAAUCGACCGGGAUGUGCACAGGAAGGUGGAAGUCGCUGCUGUUGCUGUUCCAGAGUGACGCCCCUCAACGCCUGCAGGAUGAGGAUGCUGAACGUUUUAAAACUCCUGUCGCCCGUUUGCUCUGGAAAGUGCCUUUUUGAAUCAAUGCUGGCUGUUUCAUCAUCAACCUUUUAAAUGUAUAUGUUUUGCAAGUCGUUUAACCUUUAGCGUUGUGUCCUCAUGCUGUCUACAAUGUAUUUAGUCUGUUAUUUUAUUCAGUUCUGUAUUAUGGCUGACUCGACCUUUAGGUGUUCCUUUUUCACGGUGGUAUCUACACUUAUUUAACACACCCUGUUACAAGUGGGUGGUGCAUGUUCAGCUUUAUUACAUUUAAAUAUAUAUUUAUAUUCAUAAGGGGACAAAGGAGAAAAAUUAAUAUAUUUUUAUGCUCUGAUUUUUAAACUGCAUUUUAAGUGUUUGUCUCACUAAGUAGCAUUUAGUCUUGACAGCACUUUUUUCACUCAUGAUGUUGUCUGUUAACAUCUGGAGGAGACAAGAGUAGUUUUUGCCCCAGUUUUGGAUUUGCUCUUGUGAAUGUUGAUGAGGUAGCAGUCUGAAACAAAAAUGUACUUCUUGUCAUUAUUUCUUACAAGUAAAGCCAUGGAUUCACACGUC
Nothobranchius furzeri (turquoise killifish) is the source of this 2474-nucleotide messenger RNA. It is a transcript of the gene bnip2, whose product is annotated as BCL2 interacting protein 2. Gene Ontology annotation, cellular component: cytoplasm. The record is from RefSeq and is a predicted model, not a curated record. Lineage: Eukaryota; Metazoa; Chordata; Actinopteri; Cyprinodontiformes; Nothobranchiidae. Gene Ontology annotation, biological process: apoptotic process.